Messenger RNA from Effrenium voratum, 1236 nucleotides. The record is from the annotation of a GenBank genome assembly. Lineage: Eukaryota; Dinophyceae; Suessiales; Symbiodiniaceae.
AUGGGCCGGGGCAACGGGGAGGCUCACUUGCAGGCUCCCGCUGAACUGCGUUCGCGCAUAACCGACAACAUCGUCUAUUUCGCCCGUACCUUGCGCAAGGCAGGCGUCCCGGUUGGUCCGGCGUCGGUCGUGGACGCGGUCAGUGCUGUUGAGGUCUCCGGCAUUGAAAACCGUGACGAUCUUUACUGGACACUGCAUUCCGUAUUUGUCCGCAAACGUGAGCACCGCGUCCUGUUCGACGAAGCUUUCCGGAUUUAUUGGCAAAGCCGCGGGCUGAUCGAAAAGAUGCUCGCCAUCCUCUCUCCGGUUGCACCACCACGCGGCGCACCGGAAAAACCGAAAGCAGGUCAGACCCGCGUGUCCCAGGCCUUUCAGGCUGCCAAGGAUCGCGUGGCGCAAGAAACAGUCCCCGAGGUCGAGGUCGAUGCCAAAUUCACGGUGUCCGGCAAGGAAUUGUUGCAGAACAAGGACUUUGCCCAGAUGACGGCGGAGGAAGUCGCAGCGGCAAAACGCGCCCUGCGCGCAAUGGCCUUGCCUAUGGACAAGAUCCGCUUGCGGCGCCUUGCUUCUGCGCCGAAAGGACGGAUCGAUCCCCGGCGAACAUUACGAGCCUCCAUGCGCGCGGGUGGUGCCAUCAUCGAUCUCAAACAUCGCAAGCCGGCUGAAAAACGCCCGCCGCUUGUUGCGCUUUGCGACAUUUCCGGAUCCAUGAGCCAGUAUUCCCGCCUGCUUCUGCACUUUUUGCAUGGCAUGACCGCGGAACGGCGCGAUGUACAUACAUUCCUGUUUGGCACGCGAUUGACCAAUGUCACCCGGCAGUUGCGCAUGAAAGACCCGGAUGAAGCGCUGGAGGCAUGUUCUGAAGGCGUGGAAGACUGGUCGGGCGGCACCCGAAUAGCUUCGGCGCUGCAUGAUUUCAACAAACACUGGUCGCGCAGGGUUCUGUCCGGCAAGCCUACUGUUCUGCUGAUCACCGACGGUCUCGAGCGGGACACGGAUGAGGAUCUGGAACGGGAAAUGGACCGCCUGCACAGGUCAUGCCGGCACCUUGUCUGGCUCAAUCCCCUGCUUCGUUUCGAGGGCUUUGAAGCCAAGGCCAAGGGUAUCCGGGCAAUGCUGCCGCAUGUCGACGAGUUUCGUGCAGCUCAUUCCCUCGAUGCGGUUGCCGAUCUCGCCGAGGCUCUCGCCGGCAACCGGAACAUCUCAACAAGAUUGGAGCCGAAGAAGUGGCUUUGA